CGGGCGAUUUCCCGGGCCCGCCCCCUUCGGGUCCCGAAAGCUAAAGCGUGGCAGGGGCCGGGCCGGGGAAGCGGAGGAGGCGGGUCUCCAUAGAAACCUCCACCUGUUUCCGGCCAGGCUGUGAGAGAUUAGGGGCUGUUGCCGGGGCCAAUCUCAGCCAGUUCGCCUUUUCCCGGCGGCCCCUGCGGGAGCGGUGGGUGUUGUACACAAUCAUCAUGGCGGCGGCCGGAGCCCCGGAUGGCAUGGAGGAGCCUGGCAUGGACACGGAGGCAGAGACCGUGGCGACCGAGGCGCCCGCGCGCCCCCUCAACUGCGUGGAGGCCGAAGCCGCGGCGGGGGCGGCGGCCGAGGACUCCUGCGCUGCGCGAGGCAGCCUGCAGCCGGCCCCGGCCCAGCCCCCUGGGGACCCCGCGGCCCAGGCCUCGGUCAGCAACGGCGAGGACGCGGGCGGCGGCGCAGGCAGGGAGCUGGUGGACCUGAAGAUCAUCUGGAACAAGACUAAGCACGACGUGAAGUUCCCCCUGGACAGCACAGGCUCCGAGCUAAAACAGAAGAUUCACUCGAUUACAGGUCUCCCGCCUGCCAUGCAGAAAGUCAUGUAUAAAGGCCUUGUCCCCGAGGAUAAGACGUUGAGAGAAAUAAAAGUGACCAGCGGGGCCAAGAUCAUGGUGGUUGGCUCCACGAUAAAUGACGUUUUAGCAGUAAACACGCCCAAAGAUGCGGCCCAGCAGGACGCCAAGGCCGAAGAGAACAAGAAGGAGCCUCUCUGCAGGCAGAAACAACACAGGAAAGUAUUGGAUAAAGGAAAACCCGAAGAUGUGAUGCCGUCUGUUAAGGGUGCCCAGGAGCGCCUGCCAACGGUACCCUUAUCCGGCAUGUACAAUAAGUCUGGAGGAAAAGUGAGACUCACCUUUAAGCUAGAACAAGACCAGCUGUGGAUCGGCACUAAAGAGCGGACGGAGAAAUUGCCCAUGGGCUCCAUUAAAAAUGUGGUCAGCGAACCUAUCGAAGGACACGAAGACUACCACAUGAUGGCGUUUCAGUUGGGCCCCACGGAAGCCUCUUACUACUGGGUGUACUGGGUUCCGACUCAAUAUGUGGAUGCAAUCAAAGACACUGUGCUGGGGAAGUGGCAGUAUUUUUGAAAGCACUUUCACCUCUGGCCCAGGAGACUGACCCAAAGUGAAGGACAUUGCUGGGAGAGGCCCGCAGCAUCCCUGGAUUUCGGAGUUCUGGAACUUUGUUAAAAAAAAAAAUCUAAAUCCAAUCUAAGGCGAUGUGGUGACUGAAGCCAGAGGUGAUGUACUUUCACCAUUAGCUUAAUUUUAACUUAAAUCACCAGUUCCCUUUCCUGCAGUCAGCUUCAUACCAUUUUUAAAGUCAAUAUGGUGGAAAUCAAUAAAUCUGAAUUCCGACUAUGUUGUGUGGAAUACUCUUAAGUGUGUUUGAGAGUAGAUCUACCAAUUUUGUUUAGAAAGGAUUGAUCAAAAGCUUUCUGAUUUCUUUUUUUUUUUUUUUUUUUUCCUCCUUUUAAGUGAUUUCACCUGAAAUAGUUUCAUAACUCUUUGGUUGCAAACAUUCGGACUGCGUUGUGAUGAGUUGGGGGUGGGUUUUUUUUUUUUCGUAUAAAAUUGUAUGCAAAAUGUGGGGGUUAGUAAGCCAUAUUUCUCUGUCCAUUGAUUCAGAAUGAAUUCUUUCCCUUUUUCUUUUCUCACUUCCUAGAUUGGAGUUUUUGUUUUAAGAACCCAAAGAUGUCAGUUCCUCCUUUUGUACCUCAUCACCGCUUCCUUUCCUGGCCUCCCUCCCGCCACGCUGCUGCUCGUGAACGCGCGGUGGGGGAGGAAGAGCUGUGGGUCUGGUCAGGGCGCUCCCGCUGGCUUGGUGUUUGCUGAGCCAAGGAGUGUCCCGCGGUGACUCCUGUCUACACGGCCCGAUCUCUGGGGAGUCCCACUGCUGCUGUGACAUUGUCUGCAGCCCUCACUGAUUCGGCUUUGAGGCCCAGCCUGGCACAGGUGCUUCUUGGAAACCACGUCUCCCAGGCCAACAGAGGAGCCAGGUGGAAGCCAAUGAUACAGCCAUAUAGCCACAGAUCCUUCUUUCUUCAGAAUUUUCAAGAAAAAUUCUUAAGCAGUCCAAUGAUUAUUUCAGUUACACUUCUCCAUUUGCUCCUUCUGCUCAUGCAUUGUGUUCAAGUGUCCUUCAUCCCAGGUUCAGAGAUGCUGCCUUUCUCAAAAAGACAUCUGACCUAGUGGGUUGGCCGAUGUAUUUAAACAUCAGAAAUGGGAUAAAUGGCUGUCGUGAUUAGCUCUCCCUCUUCUGGUUUUAGCCCUUACGUCCUUUGUACACGUGAACUUCCGUUGACUCUGACAUGAGGGCGGGGCUCUUGGUGGCUGGUACCGUGUGCUGUUCGCUGUUGCUCGCUGCUGUCUUCGCCGUUCUCCUCUCCCUGGUCGCAGGCUCUCCUCGUAAGGUUUGGCGAGAGAUGUUCCAAACUUCACAUUUUGGAUUCUAGGCUGUUACCCCUCAUUCUGUGAAAUGUAUUAGCAUGUGUUCGCCUGAGAUGACUAUUCCUUGUGAGCCAGUCUAUGGUGAUACUCUCUGCCCUUCCCUUCCAAGCUGUAGUUCAGGAAUCCAGCCCAUCCAGACAGACUCUUGCUUCUCAUGGUGUAGCCACUGCCAAGUUACGCAUCUAGGCAGGAAAACCUACUCUUGUUUUUCUGGGGGACAUACUGUGUGUAUGUGAAGCAUAGCAUCCGAGAAACUGCCUGUUGUUCAUCCCUUGAAAAAGGAGCAGUAACUGUAGCUUCUCUGUCCUUGUCGGCCCACAGUUUUCUGGAGAAAAGAGUGCUUCUCUGCUACUUGUCCAAGCCUCCCUCUGCAGUUGACAGGCCUAUAGAGGAAACGGUCACGUAGCAAGCAGAGCAUCAUCUCGGUUUGAGUACUGCCCUUUCUGUUGGCCAGCGUCCCUGUCCCAGAGACUUGUCCUGACAGUGCCCCCGUCCGCUCUUGUUCUCUUGCAGCAGGUCUCCGUCCCCAGGCGGCCGUGCCGGGCUGCCCUCCUCGCUUGCCCUGUCGGUGCGGCUGCCCGUGCCACCUGCCACCCUCCCUCCCAGCAAGACUGUGUGCCCUAUUGUUUUGCUCCCUGAGGGCCAGACUGCUUCUCACUCAGGCUGGUGUCAUUCCCAGAUAGGACCAAAGCCUGUGUGAGCCUUUUUCUUUUAAGUAAAAUGGUGCUUUUUUUCCUUACUUCAAGAUACUAUAUAUAAAUAAUGUAAAUGACAUCUUUUCGUACAGACCCUGUGUGAGUAUUGCUUUUCAGAGCUCACCACAUCUGCUGGAACAAUCUUGAGCUCUGGCUCCUGACUCUGCACAGACACCUUGCUAGAGGCCCUCGGAGAGCAGAGUGGGCAGCACCAGCAGCCACUGGGAGAAGGGUUUGGUUUAGAUCCAUGUCGUGGUCACAGCAGUAUUCGCUAUUUUGUCACUCGGCCCUGUGAGUGGUCUCUUGGUAAUUUUCUUACUGUCCAGGAUGACUAACGAAAUGAAAUCUGUGUUAGCAAAUUGAAAUACUCUUUCCUCUUUGGUAGCAUCACAGUGUUCAUUUUUCCUCAGGAUUAUUAUUUCUGUGCAGACCCCUCGCCGUCGGGGGUACAGGUUCUUUCCCUGGGGCAUGACCUUCCUCAGUGGCCGAGGGGGCGCAGGUGGACAGGGGAGGAGCUGCUUCCAAGAGAAGGGCUCUGCUGUGCGGGGGUCUGCCAUACCCUCCAGGCCGGGCGCCUCUCUGAGCCUUCUGCAGGGCUGCUUUCUCUCCUGGAGUUUGUGCAGGUGGCCCUCCUGCAGGGCCUGGCUCGCAGACAUCAUGCCUUUCUCUCCCUCCCUGAGCUGACUGGGCGGAGUGGUGACCAGGUGACCCCUGCUGCGGCCUGGCCCCCGGCAGCUGUGUUUCAGUCAUCUGCUCAGAGAACUUGGAAAGACAGAGACUUCCUUGAACUCUUUGCUAUUAAGUAUUUUCCUUUUGACGACGGGUCUUUCGCAAGUAGCAUUAGCUCUUUUUAAAUGGAGGUGAACUGAGCUAAGGAUGCACUUUGCUCCAAUGUUGUGGACACAGUGGGCCUGGCGAGGCCUCCUUAGGCUCCUUCGAUGCCGCUUUGUUAACGAGGGCCAGAGACUCGCUUUGCCACGUCUCUGAAGGUUGCCGUGUUCCAGCUGGCAGGGGCUUGCUUUCCUCUUACUCUCACUCUAACCAUGUGCCUGGAGGAGCUGUCCUGGGCUGUUGCACUUGGCCCACCCUCUCUUCACCGGGUCAGGGAAGGGAAAGGGACAGACCCGGUGUGCCAAGGGCUGUGCGGGGGCAGCUUGCUUUCCACCCCAUCCUCUGAGGACGCUUCUUCCCCUUGCUCCUUGCCUCUGCUCAUGCCUAUCAUCUUGAAAAAGGAUGGUCUUAAGGCUUUGUGUUAAAGUCAUCUUCAGUUAGGACUGGUACCUGUUUCCUUACUGGGGCCUGGUGGCCGUUCUGAAGUUACAGGUGGUCAGGAGCCCUCCAAUGUACACAACAUCUGGUAAAUGUACCUGCCAGACUGGGUGGUUCUACUGCUUUCUAAAUUUCUAAGAACCUCUUUCCUUUUCUUUCUCAAAGAGCUCUGCAGAAUUAUUUGACAAUAUGCGUAAGUACCAUGUUUCCUUGUGGUGUAUGCUCUGUCCUGGUUUUUGUUUUUAAAUCAAAUGCCUGUUUGGGAGGAGAUGAACGUAUUUAGUCUAUUAGAUUUGCGCUGCUGGAUUUUUUUAAAAGUGUAACCUUGAUUAGCUGUCUUCUUGUUUACCCUGUAAGAUUAGUCUAUCAAUUAAAGUUUGAUAAUUAA
Camelus dromedarius (Arabian camel) is the source of this 4859-nucleotide messenger RNA. RefSeq names its product ubiquitin family domain containing 1 (gene UBFD1). Bases 216 to 1145 code for a protein of 309 amino acids. The record is from RefSeq and is a predicted model, not a curated record. NCBI's taxonomy places the organism in Eukaryota, Metazoa, Chordata, Mammalia, Artiodactyla, Camelidae. Gene Ontology annotation, molecular function: RNA binding; cadherin binding. The transcript has 7 exons.